GAGUGCGUUGCACAUGAUUGCGCAUUUUCACAACUUCGUGUUGCUUCGCACGCAGGAGUCGAGGGGAUGUGGAACCCUGAGCGAAGGUCGGGCCGAUCGGAUCGGAGGGGCGGAGACUGGAGGGGCGAAAAGUCACAUUUCCAGUCGGGCUCCGGGACUCCACGCUGAGGAGAGCAUCCGAAAUCACCGAUCGAAGCACCAGAAAAGUGAAGGUACUGCAAUAAAUCACAAAGAUGGCAAACGAGGCUAAGCCGUGCCCCUGUGACAUUGGAGACAGGAUGGAGUAUGGAGGCAUGGGGCAGGAGGUCCAGAUCGAGCACAUACAAGCAUACGUGACAAAGCCGUCGGUGGACUCGGACAAAGCCGUCAUUGUCAUCCAAGACAUAUUUGGGUGGAAGCUCCCCAACACCAGAUACAUGACUGAUUUGCUUGCCUCCAAUGGCUACAUUGCUGUUUGCCCCGAUUUCUUUGUUGGAAAGGAGCCCUGGAAUCCGUCUGAUGACUGGUCGACAUUCGAACAGUGGCUGGAGGACAAAAAACCUACCAAUAUAAACAAAGAGCUGGAUGCUGUGUUAAGGUACCUGAGUGAGGUGUGUGGGGCCAAGCGGAUUGGGGUGGUGGGCUUCUGUUGGGGAGGCGUCGCCACCCACCACCUGACCCUCCGCUAUCCGCAGAUUAAAGCCGGGGUCUCCUUAUACGGAAUCAUCAGGGACGUCGAAGACCGAUAUAACUUGCAAAGUCCUACUUUGUUCAUUUUUGGAGAAAAUGAUCAAGCUAUACCUCUUGAUCAGGUGAAGCUCCUUGAGAAGAGGCUACAUGAGAAAUGUGCUGUUGAUUUCCAAGUGAAGAUUUUCCCAGGCCAGACGCAUGGCUUUGUUCAUCGUAAGAGAGAAGAUAUAAACCCAGAUGACAAACCUUUCAUUCAGGAGGCUAGAAUGGAUCUGCUGAACUGGCUGAAUAAAUAUAUGUAACAGUGCAGACCUACAGAAAACAUGUAUCUUUUGUUCUAAAAAAUAUGCAAUUAAUCAAGGAGAUUAAUGGCAUCUAGACCUAAUUUUUUAUUCCUUUAAACAGUACAAUCAGUCUUUAUGGUAGCCUAUAUUUGAUUCCAAAAGGGUACGUGAAAAAUAUUUUUUACAUAUAACAUUUUUCUAUAUUGAAAAGUUCACAUCCUUUAGAUCCCUAUUUUCUUUAAAUUUGUCUAAAAUAUUCUUUCGUUUAAUUUCUCAAAACUAUUCUUAUAUGUAACUAUAUGUUAGAAUAAUUCUGUCUACCUAUCCUGUAUGUUUUCUGUUGAUGGUUUCCAAAUAGUGACAAGGUGACUCACAAGUUGUGUGCAUUCAUCACAUAUUAAUUUAGUGCUUAUGUUGAUUUAAUGGGGGAAUUAAAAGGAAACAACACAAAGGUGAUUAAAAGAACUCUAUUGCACUGACAAAUGGAAUUUUAAUGUAUAUAUUCAGGAAUUUAAUUCAAUACCUUGACCAACUGUACUAUGGUUGAGGUGGGGAUUUGAAGCAAGAAUAUUAAGAUAACAAAGUACAGUACAGUCCCACCUCACUACUCUUCCUGCUGCGCCGUAGUAAGUGGCAAGACCACAAAUCAGUCCUCUGAUGCCCCCGAGCUUCUGUUGUAGCAAUUUUCAGAAUCCUCUUAAAUAUCUUUGUAGCCAGAGACAUCAUGUGUCGAUUGCACAUAAUGUCGAGACAAAGAUUAUUAAAAGUUUUUAAUUCUUAAUUUGGGGGUGUGGUGGUGCAGCGGGUUUGACUGGGUCCU
Scleropages formosus (Asian bonytongue) is the source of this 1773-nucleotide messenger RNA. RefSeq names its product carboxymethylenebutenolidase homolog (Pseudomonas) (gene cmbl). The coding region runs from base 234 to 971 and encodes 245 amino acids. The transcript is spliced from 6 exons. NCBI's taxonomy places the organism in Eukaryota, Metazoa, Chordata, Actinopteri, Osteoglossiformes, Osteoglossidae. The record is from RefSeq and is a predicted model, not a curated record. Gene Ontology annotation, molecular function: hydrolase activity.